Molecule: messenger RNA, 825 nt
Organism: Exophiala spinifera
Lineage: Eukaryota; Fungi; Ascomycota; Eurotiomycetes; Chaetothyriales; Herpotrichiellaceae
Exons: 1
Coding region: 1-825 (274 amino acids)
Source: RefSeq, a predicted model, not a curated record
AUGUCCCAGCCCCGUCAAGUUCCAACGCACUCAUCCUCGCCGUCGAAAUCCUCCUUGCGGCGUACAAGCGGCGGCCCUCAGGCACGCAGCCUUCUUCCCUCUCCACACUUCGAAGACGAUCCCAUUGUGGCUUCACAUCAAUCUCCCCAUCAGCCUCACGCCAUCGAGUACUCCGAGCAUGCUCUUGUCGAAGGAGGCGAUGAGUCAGAACAGUAUGGUAUCCAUCAGGAUGCCGAAGCCAACGCCAUCCCUUCCUUCCAGCCCUUUUUCACCUUAAUCGAGGACAGCGUGACCGGCGAGCACCACCAUCCCACGGUCCACUACAUUUUCGCCGACGACGAUGUGGACAUCAUCACUGAAGCCGCUUGUCGGAGUCUAGAGAUCCUCGACCCGUCACAGCGGACAGGUGCGCAGCACCACGAAGAUCCAAGGCUCCCACCACCCAUUGCAGGUGUACGCGAGCAAUACUUAGUGCUUGAUGUACAUCCUCGGUUCCCAACGCAGGGACAGGACUCGGUCGCCACGCCGGCCUCAUACGAAGUCACUGCAGCCCAGAGUUUCAGCGCAGAUUGGCAAGUUCUGAGAUCAUGCAUUACCACGGCUCCUACCAUCGGAGAAGGAGACGAUGACGCACUGAUGUUACGUAUUGAAGGGCGAGGAAAUACACCUAGUGACAAUCCUGCGACCGCUUAUAAGGAGAGUAUGGAAGAGAUGAUUGAGCGAUUCCAGCGUCGUCUCGAAGAGAUCAAGCAGGUCAUGGAAGCAACUUCCCCAGGGGAGGGCCAGGUGGAAGGAGCCGCACCAGGUAGUGGCGUGGAUGAGUAG